Uranotaenia lowii is the source of this 5388-nucleotide messenger RNA. RefSeq names its product bromodomain-containing protein 4. The coding region runs from base 519 to 4361 and encodes 1280 amino acids. The transcript is spliced from 5 exons. NCBI's taxonomy places the organism in Eukaryota, Metazoa, Arthropoda, Insecta, Diptera, Culicidae. The record is from RefSeq and is a predicted model, not a curated record.
GAUUUCUAGAACGUUUGGGCAAAUUGUUCUAACGGGGGUUUCAGUGAACAGAACCUGGAUUCUAGCUUUUAAGAAAAUCUUGAAGUUUGGUACACCCAAACUUUUGAUUUAAGUGCUGAGAAGUUCAAGUGUCAUUCGUCGCCAUCCGUACAAUUAGGGGGAGAGAUAAUCACGACGAGAUAAAACGGAUGAAACGUAACCGUCUGUGUGAAUCAACCAGAAAAUAAAAGAAAAACAGCAGCAACAAUACACUUGUCUCUGGAAGAGAAAGUGGAUUAGCGGAGCUGUCUUUAAGUGAAUCAUUGAUAAAAAAGGAGGUCCGGAAGAAGAAAUCAGUUCGAAGGUAGAAAGUUUUCAACCGAGAAGAGGUGACAGAAAGUGUCUCAAGAGUGUGUAACUAGAAAGUGUGAGAGUAGUUGCGUAAUCGAAACGUCGAGUGUUGAAGUUUGCUUCGGAGCAGCUUGUACAUUGGCAAACUGCAGCCAAGAGGAACAGCGUGAAGGAUAUCCCGCUGCAGGAUGAAGCUUUUCGUUGUGUUGAUCGCCGCAUUGGCAUGUUAUCAGAUCGCAGAGGCCAAAAACGAAACUGACAGCACAACGCAGAAGGCGGAAGCUGUCAGUUCCACAACUAGUGCAACAUCCAAGAAGGCGGUGGAAUCUACGACCACCAAGAAAUCCGACGAUGUCGAAGCCGGACUAGACGCUCGAGGGAAGCGAAAUCUAGAACUGGGCAACCAUCUCGGUUACAACUACUAUCAAACGGUGCCAUAUCAUGCCGCCGAUCGGCGCAUUUCGAACGCUUUUCAGGAAUCGAAACCCUACUACCACCAUCAGAGCAACUUCAUACAGCAUCCGUCCGGUCCUGGACCAGCGUACCACGGAUUUGAAAGUGACCUUUCCAAUUCGGUGAACAGUUUCCAACCGCAUCCACAACAUCGCCAUCAACCGGUUUAUGUUGAGGCUCCAGAGCCAAUCAUUGAAAUUAUUAUCAAGGAAAGCAAUGAGUCUACGCCAUAUGAGCAUCAGCCGAUUGUCCCCAACUCUAACAAGAAAAAGGAAGAGGUACAGGUAUUCUAUGUGAAGUAUCAUAAGGACGAGCGAAAUGGAAUUGUUUUGGAUACACCAGUUCCUGCUUUGAAACCGAUCCCGGACGAGAGUGAAGAGGAAGAAGAUCCAUCUUCCCUGGUUCAAACUCCUAUUGUAGUCACCCCGUCUCCACCUCAAAAAACUACCACUUUGAGAGCGAUCAUCAAUCCAGAUUCGGAAAAGUACCACAGUAACAGUGGAAUUCGCAUCUCAUUCGGAGUAGAAGAUAAGCACCAAGCUGGUCAUCAGAUUUCGGAAUCAGAAAGUGAAAGCGUUGCUCAACCUGUCGUAGCUUUGCCAAACGGUGCUCAAGCGCAUCCUCAAGCUCAUCACCAGAUUCAGCACCAGCACCAAACUCAGGGACAGCAGCAUUUCCAAAACAACCACUACAAAUCAGAUCAGUUCUAUCACCAACAUCAACAAUUCUUGCAGCAGCGAUCUUUCCCUACUCCGGUUCCUUACGCCUCGCAGCAACAGCAACAAUUCUUCCCGCAGCCUCCUCAAGUCCAGCAGAACUUCGUCCAAAACUUUGGACCAUCUACACAGCCUCCAUUCCGUGCUCAGAAUCAGUACCAGUUCCAGCAAUUCCAGCCACAGCACCGCUUCCAACCUUUCGACCAAGGACGUAACUUCGCUCAACCACAACCUCAACCUCAACCCCAACCUCAACCCCAGCCUUUGCCACAGCCACAACAUCAACAUCAGCACCAACAGCAGCAGCAGCAACAACAAUUCAGAGCUCAAGCUCCUCCUCCACCACCACAAAACCUUGUCCUCCAACCACCACUUCGCAACCCAUCCCAAGCACACACCCAAUUUGUACCACAACCCCAGCAAAUUCGUCAACAGCCUCAAGAUUUCCAGCAACACCACCAACAGCACCAUCAACAGCAACCCAAACCUAUUCCAAUCCCGCUACACAACAUCAACAAUCAACCUCCACUACGACAACAAUACACUCAACAACAGCAAACGCAGUUCAACCAACCCUUCAAUUUCAUUAAACAACAACAGAGUCCAUUCCUGCAGAAACCCGCUAUCCAAAAUCUUCCUCCUCCACCACCUCGAUUCCAGGAACAACCACGACCCGUGUCAACCCGAGGAAACUUCAUUGAAAACCCUGCUCGACCAAUCCAAGGAGGCCUUGUGCAACAGGCAGCACCAAACCUAGGAACAACUCGGGCUCCAGAACACCACACCAGUGCUCAAGAUCAUCAGAACAACAUCCAAAAUGUCCUCCCCAUCGGUGGAGAACUCGUUCAAAGUGUUCCCAAAUACGAAACUCACAUUACCGAGCACAUCAAACAUAACGGUCAAAAGCAGAGCUUUGUAUCCACCGAGUAUGCCCAAGGUCCCUCCUUUAACAUCCAACCCUCCCAGGAGCUGAUCAGCCACUCGAUCGCCCCUCAGUUCGAAAGCAACUCCCAGAGAAAUUUCGUACCCAGCUCUACUCCCGCUUCUCAAUCUCUGCCCACGCCGCAGCAGUUUGUCAGUCAAGCCGUCCCAACUCCUCAAAUCAUCCCGAACUCCGAACCGAUCAAGCAAAGCUAUCGUCUAGCCAACCAAGUAUCCCAACUGAUAAACGUUUCCCCCAGGACAACCUUCCAACAGCAACAACCUCAAAUUCAACCCCAAUCCCAGCCCCAGCCACAACCCCAACCGCAACCAAAACUACAGCCUCAACCUCAACCACAAGUCCAACCAAAAUUCGUUUGGAAUGGUGGCGCAGUUGUUCCAGCUAACCAAGCCCAAUCAUUCCCAGCUCCUUCUCAACCGCAGGUCCAAUCCAACUUCCAGAUACAAUUCCGCCAAGCCCAACCCCAACAACCUCAACCUCAACCUCAAUUCCAGCAACAAGCUCAACCUCAACAACCACAGCAAUACAGCUUCCAGCAAAAAACUCAACAACCACCACAAUACUCGUUCAGUUCCACCACCUUCCAAACUCAACCCACCACCCCUAGACCAACUUCACCGUCUACCACUGCUCGUCCAACGACCACCGAAUCCACCACCGAAUCCGAGAAGAAACAGAAAGCCAUCCUAGACCUCCCGGAUGAAGUCCCCGAUCACAUCCGGGAACAUCUCCUGAGCUCCGGAAUUCUUGAUAACGCUGACAUCAGCGUCCUCGACUACGACAAGCUCGGAGAAACCGCCCUCGAAAACCUGCCCCCAGAGCACCUCGCCAACUUCUUCAGCUCCGGUGGAGGUUCCCAACUGGCCGGAUCCUCGAACGUCCUCUCCGUGGUCAAACCCAACGGCGAAAAGGUCCAGGACAAGUUUAUCUCCAAAAACUACGACGUCAAGGACAAAAAAGUGAAAUAUGUCUUCGGCGAACAAGUCGACUCCGAACCCACCAUGCCACUUAAACAGAACGUCGACCUCAAAGUCGUCCGUUUCGACUCCAACACCCAGAAGAACAUCACCGACAAGUACAUUAAAAACGACUCCACCAUCCUUCCCUCGGUCGACAUUGCCGACGAAAAUGAAGAAUCCGAAAAUCAAGCUUACAACCGAUAUCUCCCCCUCAAAAUCAACGGAGCUCAGUUCCCGAUACCGGACGUUCCCGAACUGCGUGGCCGUCGCAUCAGCAGCGUUGUAGUUCUAGCUCCAGUGGAUAACAUCAUGAACAAUCCGAACAACAGCUUUGUGAUCAACGCGGAAGCGGAAACCAUCGCGAGCGAUGACGAUGGAGAGGAUGGUGCCGUUGAGCAGUCUCGCUUCGAAAGGGAUACGGUAAUAGAUGCGCAGAAAGUUAAGUUCAUUGCGGGGGAAGCGCUGAAGCAGCUGAUCAAGAAACCGUCAACCGAAAACUUCAAGCGGUGGCUGGAACGGGAGGGCAAGACCGAUGUCGACCUGCAGAGCGUGGUGUUGCUGGUUACCAAGAACUUGAAAAACGAGCAGGAAAUCUUCAUGUACGACAUCUCUUCGAAGGCCGUAACUCACCUGAACGGAGAACUGUCGCAGGCUUUCGUUAAAGUGGCCGAGGAGAACGCUCGAUCCCAGAACCUGGAGGAAGUUCCGAUCGUUGACACCGGCAUCCUGGAACAAAUGGAAUCCACCGCUGCCGUCUACAAUGGCAAGGACGAAGAUCUCUACAGCAUCCAGGAUGAUACAUCCGGAUCGUCGGUGGAGCUCGAUGACGAAGAAGCCGAGGGCUCGGAAAAUGUCGAAACGGUUGUUAAAUUCGAUCAGAAACCCAUGUACGUGUAUCCCGUUAAUAGCAAAUCCCGAAAUGUGCAUAUCAACUCCGGCUACAGUAGUAUUCAAAAUUAGGACGGUGUUAUUUUUUUUGUUUUCAAACAUUUAGGACGAUGAAUGAAUGCAUGUUGAGCGAGUCGUCGUGAGUCUUGUCUUAUAGUUCAAACUCUUCUUUCUUCUAUAGGCCGUGAGAAUGCGUUGAACAGUCGAGAUUAGAAAUGUUCGUGCGGAGAGAUUGCGAUUUUUUUUCUGUUCUUGUAGCUAGCUUUAACAUUCAAACGAUUUCGACUAUGUAGAACAAACAAAACAGCUACGCGCACCUAAAUAAUUGCAUAAGUAAGGUUUCGCACAGCGAAUUUCUAGGAAAUUUACCCUUUAGCUCUUAGUUUAGUUAAGCCCAGCAGAACGAAUGACAGCUACUUUUGUACAUAGGAUAAAUUCUUAUAACUUCACCAGUUGCCAGAUUCGAAUAGAUUGUCUAGACACAUGCUAAUGAUGUUGCACUAUCAGUAGUUAGCAGAUAUAGUAGUGUAACAACUGAUUGCUCAUAGAAAUAUGUAGAAGCUUCAAUUUCUAACAUGAUCUGAGUUUGAUCAUCUCUUCAAUGAAAAUUAAAUUUAUUUUAUUUGAUUGAUGAGUUGAUCCCGAACUUGAGCAAACUCAAAUGCAGAAAUGACAGCAGAAGUCAGUAGAUUUUAGGUAAAUCUAUCGAUAGAUUUUUAGUCGAUUGUUUUUGCAUGUUUCGGUAGUACACUGCGUAAGUGAAUGGUUAAUUUCAACGUGUCUUAAGUUAUGAAAUUAAAGUAAAUACUCUCUAUUUUCCCUAAAAUUUCUUGCUUCAAAAUUCCAAAUCUUAAACUUUAAAUUUCUGAGUGGUUUGUUAUAAAUUAUUAUUUCGUAAAGAAUGUUUUUAUGGACAGAAGAUUUCUUUUUGGCCGUUACUUCGAUCAAGGUUUUAAAAUUAUAGCAAUAGUAUUUAUCAACAUUAACAAAUUUGGACACACGCUUGAAAGAAACGUUAAAAUUUGCAAAUAACGAUUCUUACAAAGUAGAUGUAAUUCGUCAGUGUAUUUCUAUGUUCUUAAUAAAUAAAUAAAUGAAA